Larimichthys crocea (large yellow croaker) is the source of this 960-nucleotide messenger RNA. Its product is annotated as claudin-17. The record is from RefSeq and is a predicted model, not a curated record. Bases 45 to 734 code for a protein of 229 amino acids. NCBI's taxonomy places the organism in Eukaryota, Metazoa, Chordata, Actinopteri, Sciaenidae. The transcript has a single exon. Gene Ontology annotation, molecular function: structural molecule activity. Gene Ontology annotation, cellular component: bicellular tight junction; membrane.
UUCAGACGAUUCAUGGGAGACAAGACUGCACUUUUCCCUGAACCAUGAGAGCCAAGUUGGAGGUCUUAGCCCUGGUCCUGGGCUUCAUCGGCCUGAUUGGGACCAUAACUGUCACUGCCCUGCCCAUGUGGAGGGUCUCUGCUUUCAUUGGUGCCAAUCUCAUCGUCAUGGAGGAACUCUGGGAGGGCUUGUGGAUGAACUGCUACAGACAGGCUGACAUCAAGAUGCAGUGCAAAGUGUAUGACUCGCUGCUAAUUCUCCCAUCAGAGCUGCAGGCAGCAAGGGGGUUCAUGUGCGUCUCCAUAGUCCUGGUUGUCAUCUCCCUGAUCAUCACAGGAUGUGGGACCAAGAAGAGCAACUGUUGUGGCGACAAUAUGAGAUCCAAGAACAUUACCCUGGCCAUAGGAGGUAGUUUUUUUCUGCUUUCCUUUUUGACAACAAUCAUCCCCGUCAGCUGGGUGGGCCAUACUAUCAUCAGCAGAUUCUACAACCCAAAUGUGGUAGACUCUCAGAAGCGGGAGCUAGGGGAAGCCCUCUUCAUUGGCUGGGGCACCUCUGGUAUUCUGCUGAUCACCGGGAUCAUACUUCUGUUGCGUUACUGCAAACGUAGCUCAAAGGAUGAAGAGCCCUACAGUGACGCCUAUCUUAUGGCAGCAACAGACAUAAAGAAAGAGGAGAGUGUGCACCUGGAGAGGAAACCAUCCAGCUUUUAUAAAACUCAAGAGUAUGUGUGAAGAACUGACUAUACUGUCUGAAAUUCAUGUACAAAUUCCACUACACAUACAUGACUCAUUAGACCACAAGAUGAUGAGUGUGCAGAUUUAGUCUAAAUGUAUGUUUUAAUGCCAACGACUGUUUAAAUGACUAAUGUACUUUGUGUUCUUAUUGCACUAUAAAUGGUUCUCAUCGCCAUUUUUUGCACCAAAAUAUUUGAGUGGUAUUUAAUGUACAUACAUGUAA